AUGAACGAAAAAAGUUACAAGCAGGCACCCCAAGUGCAGUCAGAAACACUAUCGCUGAUAAAGAAGCAAUUUUUUAAAACGAAAAUGUGUCCAUUCCAAAAAAAUAAGAAUUACUGUCUAAAUGAAUCUAAUUGCCAUUACGCUCAUAGCAUUGACGAACUUAAGCCGAUGCCUGACUUAAGGAACACGAAGCUGUGUGAUUAUGUGAAGAAAAAAAUUCCCUGUCGAGAUGCAAACUGUAAGUUCGCUCACGACAUUGACACACUCAAACCGAGUGUCCACUUGGCCACGUACAAAUCAACCAUCUGUAGUUUCUGGGGAAAAGGAAAAUGUUUUAAUGGGAAUAAAUGCAGAUUUGCACACGGAACGGAAGAUAUUAAAACGAAUGAAGAGGUGGAUAUGUUGCAUGGGUCAAAAUGUAACAAGAAAAAUAAGAAUAAAAUGAAGAGCAAUGCCACUGAUCAGAAGCAAGGAACUGCUUCUACCUACUCAUUCGAUACAUGUGAUUAUUCUGUUAAUGGGUCAUCCGAAAAUACAAACAUGUCUUCUUCAUACGACAAAGAUAGGGACACCUUUGUUUGCAAAAGGAACGUAAUAAGAAAUGAAAAAACUAAAAUAAAGAGCAAAAAGAGAACACCCCAUUUGGACAAUGAAGUAACCACAAGGGAUGCAGCUGAUACAGGGGAUACGGCUGAUACAGGGGAUACAGCUGAUACAAGAAACACAACUGAUACAAGGGAUACAGCUGAUACAAGGAACACAACUGAUAGAAAGAGCACAACUGAUACAAGAAACACCUUCGAUAAGGAUACGGUGGAUGGAAACUUCCACCUGCCAGAUAGCACCAACGCAAAUUCCAUUAAAGAUAUCCUAAGCAAAAUUGAGAAUCUAGCCUUGUCUACCUUUAUAGAAAAUAAUGACAAGUACACCAAGGUGAUAAAGUACCUUUUGAACGAAAAUAAUUUCCUGAAGGAGUCCAUUAAGAAGGACCAGGGUGGCAGCCUGGUCGAGAGGGAGUUCCUGGGGGGUUUCAAGCAAGACGACGCGAAGAAGCGAGGCACCAACGAUGGCGGCAUGGAUGGAGGGUUCGCAGAUGAACGAUGCGCAGAUGAGCGGUGCGCAGAUGAGCGGUGCGCAGAUGAACGGUGCGCAGAUGAACGAUGUGCAGAUGAACGAUGUGCAGAUGAACGAUGUGCGGGUGAACGCUUUCACACUCAUCGUUUCGCUACCCAAGGGCUCUUCACCCAACGAUUCUCCAGCCUCAGUAGCAGCGAAACCCAUUUUGGCUACCCCUCCACUGUCGCAGUAGCAGCAGCAUCCAUCAGCCGCAACCUCAACGAGGAAGACGACCUGACCAAGUACGUUCUUCCAGAGGAUACCGCAGAAAAUUACAUAUUCACAAAAGAGAAGGAAAACCAGAAGCAUGCCAUGUCCAACUUUGAUGACGGGAUCAAGGUAGACGACAACCUUAACAGCAUAAUAAAAACCAUAGAUGAUAUUCUAAUUUCGCAAAAUGUAGGAUCCUUCUCCAGCGUGAAAGAUGUGAACGGUCCCCACGAAAUUAGAGAUGCCUUUUCCGUUAACAACAGUGGAGAACUAACGAACAGACAAUAUACAAACUUGAUGAGCAAUGCCAAGUCUUUUGAAACGGAAAGAAGUGUAUACCAUCACAAUGUUAAUUUGAGUAACGUGGCACAUAAUGGAAAACAUAUGGGAAUGGUAAGUGGAGAAGGGCAGGAAGAGGUGCAAAACCAAUCGUUUGAGGAAGGCAUAAUAAAUUAUCUCUCGCAAGGAAGGAAGAGAAGGAAUUGCUAUGAGGAGAAGUUUGGGGGUGAGCAACAGCUAGCCAUUCCGUAUGGCCUCCGCAUCGAAGAAAGCAUCCACAAUAGCGGCAUGCACAACGUGAACAACAGCGCUAGCAACACGGGCAUCACGAACCAGAUGCUCCAUUUAGACGAAUUCACUGCCUCCAAAUUUUUCAACCCAUUUGUUUUUCAAAAUAAUGAAUACAAAAACCAAAAGUUGGAAACACACCAACAGCAGAGGAUGUCACAAAUGCAGCAUGUUAACCAAGACGGAUUUGACAAAAAUGAAGAUAUAGACACGUGGAAAAAUGACAUUGUUCCGUUCAGAAAUGAACAAAUGGCUAGCUGCGUUGGAAAUAACGAGAGGGACGGAGGAUUCAGCGACAUCAGCAAUAUGAGGGGCGUUGGAGGUGAUGACUCGGCGAAUGGUUAUGUCUCUAACGGGUAUGCCACAAACGAGUAUGUUACGAACGGGUAUGUCACAAAGGGGUUUCCCACCGACCCAUUUGCAACCAACGGAUUCGCGCCAAGCCACGCGGGAAAAGCAUUCCCAACGAUGGACCGCUUCGGCCAAAGAGGCUAUGGAAAAGGGGAUAUAUUUCUAGCGUCAAGUUAUGGCCAAAAUUUGAAUAGCGAAAAGGAGACCCUUCCAAAUUUGGUCACCUCAAAAGUGACCACUUCAAACGUAGCCACUACCAACGUGAAUACAUCAAUCCUGAGCACCUCCAAUAUGACAACCCCACAGCAGAUGCAGAAAAAAUCACCGAGUAUGUUCACCAUGCGGAAGGAAAAAAAUGCGAAGCUGAAUUUGCGAGAAGGCUAUGAACUGAACGAAGGCGGGAUCGGCAUGGAAAGAAACUUCGAAUUCAACAGCGACAAGUCAGACUUUCUCAAAAAAAUAAAAUGCUUAAUAUCGAAGGAGUUACAAUAUAACGAAACGAAAAACCCACAGUCGAUCGUAAAAAAUGUGAACCCCAUGAAUUGGUGUAAUGAAAAUAAUUAUCCGUUCAAAAAAAACACCCAGUUGAGUGAACCGUUACAAUCAGCAUCGAAUUACAACACGUACAUUCCAGAUAUACACAACCUCACAUUUCUAUAUAACAAUAAUAUAGAGAGCAAUAACAACAGAUGGUUUGAUGAGGUGAACAGUGGUAACAGCGUCGGUGUCAGGAAUGGAGAGGUGACGGAUGAAAAUGAAUGUGUGCGGCAAAAUAUGGAUUUUUCUACUUAUAAAAAGGAAGGAAAUAAUGAACAGAACGUUUGGAAUACUAAUGAUAACUUGAACGAAUUUGUCUACCCGAUGAUGUCCCACGGGUGGAUGAACGAGCAGAAGAGCGGCGACUUCUUUGGCGUGUCCAAGUCUGUCAAUUUGAGCAGUCUCAACUAA
Messenger RNA from Plasmodium knowlesi strain H, 3192 nucleotides. Its product is annotated as zinc finger protein, putative. Gene Ontology annotation, molecular function: metal ion binding; mRNA binding. The record is from RefSeq and is a predicted model, not a curated record. Bases 1 to 3192 code for a protein of 1063 amino acids. NCBI's taxonomy places the organism in Eukaryota, Apicomplexa, Aconoidasida, Haemosporida, Plasmodiidae. The transcript has a single exon.